AAAAAAAAAAAAAAAAAGCAAACCCUUUUUCAGAUUAGAACAAGGCCCCCAAAACCCAGAUUGUGAGAUGAUUCAACUCUGACUUUGGGGUUGAAAUUGUAAGAGAAGAGGAGAAAUAAUGUCUCUUGGGAUCGAGCUAGCAAAGUAAAGACAGAGGGGUUGGGUCUGUGGGAGAGAGAGGGAGUCAGAGAGUGUCGAGAGAGAGAGAGAGAGAGAGAGGAAACUGUAAAAAUACCAUAUUACCCUUCAACAAAUGAAUAAUUACAUAAGAAUAUUAACGAUAAUGUUGACGGCAUAUACCAAAAUUGGGUCGAGAUUUAAAAGUCAUGUACCCUUUUGAUAGUUUCGAAAGUAUAUUCACCAAAAGUUAGAACGAUCCAUAACUCAUGUACUGUUAUUAAAAAUUUAUCUUUAAUUUAAUUUAAGUUGUUUUAAACAUAAAUAUAAAGAUGAUUGUUGAAGCCAAGAAAUGAGAUAAGAUUAACGAUAAUGUUGACGACCAAGAAAUGAGAAUUUUCCCUCUGAGGAAGACAAAGAUUAGUGAUUGUUGAGUCCAUGCGAACAGCAGUGGUAGUGCCACUGGUCUCAGAUGAAAUUCUAACUGAAGCACAUGGGUAUCACAUUGAACUUAUAUUAGAGUGUGAAUGCAGAAGAUUGUAUUCAGAAAACAAGCUGGUUUUGAACCUUGAUAGAUUAAAAUUAGAAUGAUUAGAAUUCUGACUGCAUUUAUUUUAGGGUAAAAACUCCACUGUAUAUUUUAUAGCCAUGAAUACAUGAGUUAUCACUGUAUUUUUUAGCCAUAAAUACAGGAUAAGAUGUAGAUGCUAAACCAUAAGGAAACCCUCAGAAGAAGAUGAACUUAGCUGCGAAGGCACAAAAUCAAACCCAAGUCCCAAGCAUCCGUAGCCAUUCCAUAAGAAGCCAAACUUUCUUUGUUUUUAAUAAAAUAACUGCUCUAAAGCCUCAAGCUCUUGUCUUUUGCCAGCCAAAGAGAGGGAGUUUUGUCUUUUCCCAAGCUUAGCCAAUCCACAACCCCUUUAUAUAGCAUUACCAAAAUGGUCUCCAAAUACACCAACAAAGGAGUAGGAAGAGUUUCUGCCAAGCCUCAGGUACUAUACUAUCAAACCCAAACCACAAACCCAUAAUGGAGAGCUAUCAUAGCAAUGCCCUCUCACCAAACCAGUGUGGCUCAAGCGUGGUCCAGACCAUAGAUGCACCACUUCCUCUCGUUUGGUCAAUCCUUCGCCAGUUCGAUAAGCCUCAAGCCUACAAGCAGUUCAUAAGGAGCUGCAAAAUGCGCGCUGGGGAUGGAGGCGUAGGAAGCAUACGUGAAGUGAUGGUCAGCACUGGCUUACCUGCCAAAACCAGCAUGGAGAGGCUCGACAAGCUUGACGAUGACAAGCAUGUCCUUGAUUUCAGCAUUGUUGGCGGAGAACACAAGCUGGUGAAUUACAGUUCUACUACGACGGUGCAAGAGAAAGGUAGAAAGACUGUUGUGACUCAGUCUUAUGUGGUGGAUGUCCCUGCUGGGAGUAGUAAAGAGGAUACUUGCUUGUUUGCUAAUACUAUCAUAGAGUGCAACCUCAGGUCACUGGCUAAAGUUACAGAAAGGAUGGCUGCUAAUUGAUUAAUAGUUUGUACGAUCGAGGGUUUUAUCAGAUAGUUAAGAGGUUUCUGACCUCGUUUAAAUUGUUUCAUAUUUUGCGGUGGCUAUUGUACAGGCUGUGCUGUUGUUGUUGCUUCUUCUUGUUGUAGUUGUAAAUAUGCGAGGCAUCUCGCAGACAUUUCAUCAUAAAAUUCAUGAUUUCAUGAAUACUUCUUUUUACCCGGUGUUUGGUCAAAUUGAAAGAAAAGA
Molecule: messenger RNA, 1855 nt
Organism: Rosa rugosa (rugosa rose)
Lineage: Eukaryota; Viridiplantae; Streptophyta; Magnoliopsida; Rosales; Rosaceae
Product: abscisic acid receptor PYL12-like
Exons: 1
Coding region: 1145-1627 (160 amino acids)
Biological process (GO): abscisic acid-activated signaling pathway
Cellular component (GO): cytoplasm; nucleus
Molecular function (GO): protein phosphatase inhibitor activity; abscisic acid binding; signaling receptor activity
Source: RefSeq, a predicted model, not a curated record